AUGAUGGCAUGCCAAGAUUGGCCCGAGCCAGUGAUUCGAGUUCAAGCUUUGGCGGAAAGUGGUCUAACCACAAUCCCCGAACGUUUCAUAAAGCCAAAGUCCCAAAGGGUCACCGAUUACGCCACUCAUUCUUCUUCAACCCAACCCAAAUUCUCUGACACUGACAUCAACAUCCCCGUGAUUGACAUGAAACACCUCUACGGCGGAGAGGAGGGGCAGCGCGCGGAAGCACUCCACCGUGUGGCAGAGGCUUGCCGAGAAUGGGGGUUUUUCCAGGUGGUGAACCAUGGUGUGAACCAUGAGUUGAUGAAGGGUGCUAGAGAGGUGUGGCGUGAGUUUUUUCACCAGCCAAUUGAGGUGAAAGAAAAGUUUGCUAAUACACCCCUCACUUAUGAAGGUUAUGGAAGUAGGUUGGGAGUGAAAAAAGGAGCCAUUUUGGAUUGGAGUGACUACUUCUUUCUCCAUUACAUGCCUUGUUCCCUUAGGGACCAAACCAAGUGGCCAAACCUCCCAACAUCCUUAAGGAAUGAGAUAGAUGAAUAUGGUGAGGAAGUUGUUAAGCUAGGAGGAAGGGUUCUUGAGAUACUGUCAGUAAAUCUUGGACUGAGACAGGAUUUUCUGCUAAAUGCAUUUGGCGGGGAAAAGGAUCUUGGUGCUUGUUUAAGGGUCAAUUUCUAUCCAAAGUGCCCACAACCUGACCUCACUAUGGGGUUGUCCUCUCACUCAGACCCUGGUGGCAUGACCAUUCUUCUCCCUGAUGAAAAUGUGUCUGGUCUGCAAGUUCGCAGAGGAGAUGAUUGGAUCACUGUUAAGCCUAUGCCAAAUGCUUUCAUCAUCAACAUUGGUGACCAAAUUCAGGUGCUGAGCAAUGCAAUUUACAAGAGUAUAGAGCACAGGGUGAUAGUGAACUCAGACAAAGAUAGAGUUUCAUUGGCCUUCUUUUAUAACCCCAGGAGCGAUAUACCCAUUCAACCUGCCAAGGAGCUUGUGACGGAGGAUAGGCCAGCACUGUACCCUCCGAAGACAUUUGAUGAAUAUAGACUUUACAUUAGGACAAGAGGACCCAAUGGAAAAGCUCAAGUUGAAUCUUUGAUUUCUAAAUGUGAUUCUAAUUGA
Sphenostylis stenocarpa is the source of this 1116-nucleotide messenger RNA. Lineage: Eukaryota; Viridiplantae; Streptophyta; Magnoliopsida; Fabales; Fabaceae. The record is from the annotation of a GenBank genome assembly.